AUGCUGGACCCUCAAGAUGAAUACUACGAUCGACGUCUUGCCACGCACGUAGUUUCGUUAUACUACAUUACUAGAGAAGAUGAGGAGGCCGAAUCACUUGAUAUGUCGUUGCUGCGCGAUUACAUUUCUUAUGCGAAAACCACGUGCAAUCCUGUUAUUUCUGACCAGGCUGCACAGCUGCUUGUCGAAAAAUACACCGGUAGUGGCGUUGGCCAAGUAUCGGCAUACCCAAGACAGCUGGAAAGCUUGAUUCGUCUGUCAGAAGCCCUGGCCAAAAUCAAGCUGUCGAAUGCCGUCUCGGAGCAAGACGUCGAAGAGGCUUCUCGACUACACCGUGAAGCCCUGAAACAAUCGGCGAUCGACCCGCUAACUGGAAAAGUAGACAUCAACAUUCUGGCCGUCGGCAUGUCAUCCAGUGCUCGUAAGCACGUUUCAGAAUUAUGCGAAGCGCUAAAGAAGUACUUCGCUAGUAAACAACAGUUUGGAGCAUGGGUUUCCACCAAGAAGUUGCUCAUGGAAAUUCGUGAGAACUCUGACAGAAUGGUUUCUCGAGAAAUAUUCGAGGAAGCGGUCAACGAGUUAUGCAAAAAUGACGUGCUUGUUCGCGGCAGGGAGUCUCGCCUAAGAUUGUCAAAGCCGAUCAUUUUGGCGCAUGAAAGUGCUGAGUGA
Molecule: messenger RNA, 669 nt
Organism: Soboliphyme baturini
Lineage: Eukaryota; Metazoa; Nematoda; Enoplea; Dioctophymatida; Soboliphymatidae
Source: the annotation of a GenBank genome assembly